Oreochromis aureus is the source of this 4911-nucleotide messenger RNA. It is a transcript of the gene rapgef1b, whose product is annotated as Rap guanine nucleotide exchange factor (GEF) 1b. Gene Ontology annotation, molecular function: guanyl-nucleotide exchange factor activity. Gene Ontology annotation, cellular component: plasma membrane. The transcript has 26 exons. NCBI's taxonomy places the organism in Eukaryota, Metazoa, Chordata, Actinopteri, Cichliformes, Cichlidae. The record is from RefSeq and is a predicted model, not a curated record. Gene Ontology annotation, biological process: Ras protein signal transduction; positive regulation of GTPase activity. Bases 271 to 3822 code for a protein of 1183 amino acids.
UACCCUAGCCGAGUCUCCGCUCAAGGCAUUAACGUGAGCGUAGUGUGUGUGUGUGUAUCCAGCGAAAAUUACCCGGAGACGGACGGAGGCAGUUUAUAACCGUACCAAUGUCUGUGGCCUAUAAAUAUAUUAUAUUAACCGGGGCGGAAUCAUCUCGUGGACACAAUAUAUCGAAAAUGAGGGAAUAAUCCGAGGAGAGGCACGGCGAGGCUCGUCUGUAGCUACGGUUUUGUUGAACUGCGAGUGGGAUCACAGCUGCUGGCUACGAAAAUGUCGAGAAAAAUAGAGAGCAAGCAAGACUCGCAACGGUCCCAUCUGUCUACUUUCACCAUGAUCCUGAAGGACAAGUUCCACUCUCCCAAGAUCAAGAGGACUCCAUCCAAGAAGGGCAAGCAACUGCAGCCCGAGCCAGCAGCCAAGAGUACUGAGAAACCUACUAACAAGAAGGUUAGUAGGCUGGAGGAGCAGGAGAAAGAGGUGGUCAGUGCCCUGCGCUACUUCAAGACAAUCGUGGACAAAAUGGUUGUGGAGAAGAAGGUUCUGGAGAUGCUUCCAGGCUCGGCCAGCAAGGUGCUUGAAGCAAUCUUGCCUCUGGUGCAGGUAGAGGCGCGGAUACAGCACAGUUCAGCGCUGUCAUCUUGCCACAGUCGCGUAUAUCAGAGUUUGGCCAACCUUAUCCGCUGGGCCGACCAGGUGAUGCUGGACGGGAUUGACUUGGACGAUAAGGAAAAUGUGGCUUCCGUCACCAAUGUCAUCAAAGCGGUGCUGGAUGGAGUAAAGGAGCUGGUGAAGCUGACCAUAGAGAAACAGGAACAGCCGUCACCUACCACGCCUAAUAAACCAGCAGCACCUGCUGUCACAGCCGAGAGCAGCGUGUCAGCGGAGAGGCCCCUGAUAGAUCGGGAGCAGGAGGUCUCGAGUAAGACUGCUCCGGCAGCCGCUCCUGUGGAAGCUGCCCCUGAAGUACCAGAUGAGGAAGUAGCACCUCCCAAACCCCCACUACCGGAAGCCAAAAUGGCUGAGCUCAGUCCUCCACCAGCUCUUCCUCCUAAGAAGCGACAGUCAGCCCCUUCACCUACACCAGUGGCAGUGGUCGCCCCGAUGAGCCGUGGCUCCAGCCUCCCGUGUAGUGACCACAGACAGGAGUAUGAACAGGAGUUCCUUCAGAGGCGUUUCUCUGGGGGAAGCCACUCGUACGGUGGCGACUCUCCCCGUCUUUCACCUUGCAGCAGCAUGGGGAAACUCAGCAAAUCCGACGAACAGCUUUCUUCCAUAGAGCAAGACAGCGGGCAGUGUUCUCGGAACACCAGCUGUGAGACGCUCGACAACACAGAUCACUACGACCCAGAUUAUGACUUCCUCCACCAGGACUUGUCAGCUGGGGAGAACCUGCCCCCAAUACCAGUCGGGGGGUGCCUCAGCCCCCUGCCCGAGUCUCACAGCGAGUCCUCUUCCCCCGUUCCUGGACAGCACCCCUCGCAUCCACGCUUCAGCGCUCCCCCACCCCAGCACCAAGAUUACUGGACCCCCCAGCCCAAUCACACUAACCCCUUACAGUCCUCCCGCAUCAGCGCACCACCUGCCCUGCCGAUGAAAAAGCGGCGCAGCACCCAGACAUCGUCCUUCUCCGACGGUGGGUCCAGGGUGCUGUACGAGCGAUUCCCCUCGCAGUACGACAACCUGUCGGAAGAGGAACUUCAUCCCACGCCACCGUUCCCCCUUUUCACACCCAUCUCACCCAUGCCCCAAACAAAUGGGGGCGUGUUUGUUUCCCAGUAUGUUGCUAGUGAGAAUGCAGAUGUCCCCGCCAGCCCACCGCCACUGCCAGAAAAGAAAAGCAAACACAUCCUUCAAUACAUGCAGUUUGUGGAAGACUACUCGGAGCCGCAGCCCUCUGUCUUCUACCAGAUGCCGCAGAGCGAAAGCAUCUAUGAACAGCGCAACAAGCGCUUCCAGGAGGUCUACGGCUUCAACGACUCCUUCAGCAGCACCGACUCAGUGCACGAGCCAGUGCAGCCCCCGGCUUUGCCACCAAAGCAAAGACAACUGGCCUCCCACUCCUCUUCCCCUUCUUCUUCCUCCUCCUCCUCUCUCUCCUGCCACCUCCAGCCGUCUGUGGCGGCAAUGGAGGAGGCGGGCUCUGGGCUGGGCCUCAGCAUAUCGGUUUCUAACUCCUACCUGAUUGGCCAGGCGUCCAUGACCACACCCACGAGCUUGGACCAGGUUGCCUUGACCAAUGCCACCAUUCUGGAUGGCAGCGGGGGCGGGCCCAACGGUUCCCUGGCUGGCUCAGUGGGUUCUAUGGCUGUCUGUCUUCCUUCUGAGUCUUCUCUCACUGACUCUCUCCACACCUCAGCGAGCGAGAGCGCGAACGACGAGGGCGGGGAGGGGGAGUAUGUCAACUUGUACUCAUCCAGCCAGGCCAAUGGGGAGCUGCCGCUCUCCCUCAGAGAAACAAUCGCGGCUGAUGAUGUCCUUCAAGACCCCACCCCUCAGAUGCCAUCCACCAAUAGCAAAGAGGUUUUGGAUAAGGAAAGAAGGCAAAAGGCGACUGAUUCAGCUGGGAGCGAUGAAGAAGAUGUGGACGAGCUCGCCCUCAUAGACCACAAGGAGAUCAUGAGCAGGAUAACACUAAAACAAGAAAAUGACGACGGCCCCGACGUCCGUGCCGGAUCAGGGGACAUCCUAUUAGUCCACGCUACAGAAACAGACCGCAAAGAUCUCGUUUUGUACUGUGAAGCCUUUCUGACUACAUAUAGGACUUUCAUAACCCCAGAGGACCUCAUUAAGAAGCUGCACUACAGAUAUACCACGUUCUGCCAUAGUCCAGACACCUUCAAGAAACGUGUCAGCAAGAACACGUUCUUUGUGCUGGUUCGUGUGGUAGAUGAGCUGUGCCUGGUAGAGCUGACCGAAGACAUUUUGAAACAGCUCAUGGACCUGGUGUUCACACUAGUGUGUAAUGGCGAACUCAGUCUCGCCCGUGUGCUCCGCAAGAAUAUCCUGGAUAAGGUGGAGCAAAAGAAGCUGCUGCGUUACACUAACUCACUCAAGCCCCUCGCCGCACGAGGGGUCUCUGCAAGGCCUGGAACUCUUCACGAUUUUCGCAGUCACGAGAUUGCCGAUCAGCUCACACUUCUCGAUGCUGAACUUUUUUACAAAAUUGAGAUUCCCGAAGUUCUACUUUGGGCCAAGGAGCAGAAUGAGGAGAAGAGUCCGAACCUGACUCAGUUCACAGAGCACUUUAACAACAUGAGCUAUUGGGUUCGCUCUUUGAUAAUUCAGCAAGAGAAAGCUCAAGACAGAGAGAAGCUGCUUCUCAAGUUCAUUAAGAUAAUGAAGCACUUAAGAAAGUUGAAUAACUUCAACUCCUACUUGGCAAUACUGUCUGCUUUGGACUCGGCCCCCAUCAGGAGGUUGGAGUGGCAGAAGCAGACCUCAGAGGGAUUGGAGGAGUAUUGCACGCUGAUCGACAGCUCCUCCUCCUUCAGGGCAUACAGAGCUGCGCUGGCUGAAGUGGAGCCCCCGUGCAUCCCGUACUUGGGUCUCAUCCUCCAGGACCUGACCUUCGUCCACCUGGGGAACCCUGACCUGAUCGACGGGAAGGUCAAUUUCUCCAAACGCUGGCAGCAGUUCAACAUUCUGGACAGUAUGCGGCGCUUCCAACAAGUGCAUUAUGAGCUGAAGCGCAACGAAGACAUCGUCUCGUUCUUCAACGACUUCAGCGAUCACCUGGCCGAGGAGGCCCUCUGGGAGCUGUCGCUGAAGAUAAAGCCCAGAAAUAUCUCGAGACGCAAGACGGACCGCGAGGAGAAGACCUAGGGCCCGCAGAGGGGAGGAGGGCCUCCAACACUGACCUCCAACUGUGCUUCAUGACACUAACUCCACUUUACUACAGACUGAAAGAGAGACGAACGGAAGCUACCCGCCGAGGCUGAUGGGAGACUCAUUGUGGGUGGGGGGAGGGGGUUGAGAACAAACUACAGACAACUGAAGCGUCGUCGAGGUUUACAAAGAGCUCUACAGCUCGGGGAGAUUAUAAUUGGGAUUAUUGGAGACAUUUUGUGGCUGCGGCGAGACAACAGGUAGACCAGUGCCAAGGAGGUGAAGAAUCACAGGGAGACACUACGGAAAUGACCAAAGUCUGCUCCCUGGGCUUUCUGUUUUAGAGUGGAGCUGCUGCGCGAGUGUGUGUGUGUGUGUGUGUGCGUGAGUGUGUGAGCUGAAUGGUCCAUUACUCUCAAGCCGCUCCUUCCUCUUCCUCAUCUAUGUGCCAUGUAUUGGUUUUCUUCAGCCCUCUCCCUACUCGAGUUCCCCUCAAACAGCAGCCUGACACAAACUGUGACGUCUACAGGCGGGCUGUGGACCCCCGAGGGCCCGCUGUGGGCACAAAGCUGGGAGGUGGGAGAUUUGGACUUGGAGGAGAGGAUGGCCAUGAUAGACUGGAAUCCUAUGUUUUGCAACAUUUUUGUGUAAGAAUCAUGUAUGGUUAUGAAAUGUAUUAUAUACAGUGCUCCUUUUGUUCUUAAAAAGGAUGUUUAUGCUUAUGAGAAGAGCUCCGCUUCUCCCAAGUGCCAUACACGUGCACUUGAAAAAAAAAAAAAAGAUAAGCAAAGCAAAAACACAAAAAGAGAAACAACUAAAGAUGCUGUGAUCUAUGUACGUCAUUCUGAAUCAUCGAGUGCCGUGUUCAAGUGUAGAGAAACCAUCAGGCAAUCACAGUCACGUCCCGGUCAUGUUAGUGUGUGAAAGAGGCGCCUGUGUGUGACUGAAGUCCUCUGUGACUUGUGUGUGUGUGUGUCAUUCCAAAAAUGUGCUGUAGUAAAAUCAUUUUUUAUUCCUUUUUGGGGAUAAAACCAACACAUCACACUGUGCUCUCAAACUCCAAUAAAGCAAACGGCUCUUUCUAUA